Molecule: messenger RNA, 2457 nt
Organism: Ilyonectria robusta
Lineage: Eukaryota; Fungi; Ascomycota; Sordariomycetes; Hypocreales; Nectriaceae
Exons: 3
Coding region: 1-2457 (818 amino acids)
Biological process (GO): regulation of DNA-templated transcription
Molecular function (GO): zinc ion binding; DNA-binding transcription factor activity, RNA polymerase II-specific
Source: RefSeq, a predicted model, not a curated record
AUGAGACGUCAGAAUCACUCGUGUGAUCAGUGCAGAAAAUCCAAGCGAGCAUGCGAUGCCCCGCGUUUGGACGUCGCUCGACGCCGAGCUCCGGCCGACGCGGCAGUUGGGUCGAGCGAGAGAGCCGAUGCUGACGCGAGAAUUCGGCCAUGUUCGUAUUGCCUCAGGACAAAAAAGAGGUGCACAAUGGACUGGGCUUUAUCGCAGAUUCGCCUCGAAUCUGCCCCAUCCUCCACUUCCAGUUCUAGCACAAGGGAUCAAUUAAACCCGGUGCCGACAAAGCGACAGAGGAUCGACGUCGACAGCAUUCAGCCGUGGACCGUGGACGACGCGAUAGAGGAGGAGUUUGACCCCGGCUGCGCAUCAACAUUUCUCCAAGAUGCCACUCAAAUCCAGGAUCUCGUGUUCCAGGAUGCAGCGAUUCCCGAUCUCGAUCUGUCCACCGCAACCUCACUUAACAUCUUGCAGUUUGACGCAAUGCCAGACGAAGGCCUCGCCCAGACUGAGCUGCUGGAGCCCUCUAUCGAGGGAUUAACUGGAUCCGCUGUAUCCUGCAAUACGUCAAGUUCUUCUGCCAGCUCAUUCCCGCAGCCCGAUUUAAAUCUGGAGAUCUACAAUGCUUGGCAACUCCCCGAGGCCUGCUCAAAUCGCUCAAUCUCUCCCUUCUCCAUCGAUCAAACCAUGAUGGCCAGGUCCAACAACUCGCUCAUCUCGACCAACCUGCUCCAAAUUUACCACGACGUCUUUGAGCACAACCUCUCCUGCUGGUUGACGGAAGUUACAUGUCCGUACAAGCCCCCGCGCUGGAGGCCAGACGUGGCAAGCACAGCGAAUCUGAAAAGGGAAUGGGGUCCAUUCUGGUCCAACAGGAUAUACCGCCGAACCGUCAAACUCGACCGGGUCGCACAGUCGGGCAGCAUGGUACUCCUAAGUCGUUCUGAAGACCAAGCAGCCCAACGAGCUCUCCAUCUUGCAAUUAUGGCAUUUGCGACACAGUGGGCUCAAGGGAGUCGUCGUCAGCGGCAAAGAUACUCGGCCACCAUCGAUGCGAGUGACGAUAAUCCGUUGGAUGAUCUUGCCGAUGAGAUGGCUGACGAGUUUGACCGCAAUCUUCAGCGUCACUUCUGGGAACAAGCACAGAGAGCGCUGCAGGAGGUCUCAGACGUGGAGUCCUACAGAGUCGUCUGCGCGGAGCUGAUAUUCGGACUGACACAAAAGCCAUGGUCGAAUCACGAUAGCCCAAACAUCCUCGACCCAGCCAUGUUUUCGAGUCGUCAUGGAAUACGAGACAUGAAGACGUCUAUCGUGACUCAAAUCAACAGCAUCAUAUCGAAAGAAGGACCCCCGAUUUACGUGGAGAGGGCGGCUCGAAAGAUGCAUGCGCUCAAGUACCGAUACGACGCUAUUCGACGACGUCUCGAUUCGUCCACCAACGGACACGGCAAAAAGGUGGCCGAGACCCUUUCCAUCAGCGCCGAGGAUAAACACACCAUAGGACUCCUUUAUUGGCUUGCCGUCAUGUUUGAUACCGUCUCCUCAUCGAUGAAUGAACGGCCAGUCGUCGUUGGGGAUGAAGAGUGCCAGCAUUCCUCUCCGCAAGAGGAGUCUUCUAUCGACGAUGAGGUGGAUGAGACGUCGAGUGGGCGUUGGAAGAUUGAUGUCUUCAUCCAAGACGACCUUCAAGCACCCGCUCAAUUCCUUCAUUGGCCCUGCUCCUAUGAAGCUGCCGCGGAGGCUGUCACCAGGUCAGCGCCGGUGAAGGUCUUGCUAUUUCGGCACGUUUCUUAUUUGCAAAACAUCCUUCGAAAAGGUGGUCGCGGACAAAAGGUCGAAGAGAUUCUCAGGAGCACCACUUCCGUCUACCGGUAUUGGAACAUGACUUAUGGGUCCUUCUUUCGAGAACUAGUACAGCAGUUCGACGGCGUGCCCCCGCGAAUACAGGGCUGGUUCGUCUGCAUCUCGGCACAUUGGCAUCUCGCCGCUCUCAUGUUGGCGGACCUGGUGGAAUUUGUCGACGAGAACAACUUGGGCGUGGAGGUUGCCGUUCGCAGCCGCGUGAACAGCAAGAUGGCCUCCCGGAUACGAGAAACGAGCGUAAGAGAGCUCUCCGAUCUCGCCAGCGUUGCUACGCCGCCCACCGAGGAGCCAGGGAAUCACGCCGCUCCGCAACUACCAGAUUUCCACCAUGCCGUCAACGAGGGCACGAUUUUAACGGAGCCUUGGACCAUGAUAUUGAUCAGGGCUUUCAGCAAGGCAUCGGUUAUUCUCCUGGGAGAGGCGGAUGAGUCUCUGCGAUACGGCAGGGCAACGCUUGGUCACAAUAAUGAAGACUUCAAGAAGAGUCUGGAGAGAGCUGAGGAAUGUGUCAAAGCGUUGUGGCUUCUGGGCAAGAAGUCGGAUAUGGCAAGGAAAAUUGCAGAAGUAUUGUCGGUAGCGUCGGACGGGUUGAGAAGAUGA